AUGGCCAAACUAAUAUGCUGCAGAGCUUCACCAACAAUCUUUCAUCUACUACAAGCAAGACAAAUUAUGGAAUCGGAGAUGAUGUGCAAUGCCAGCCAUUUGCCGAGCCCUGUGACCUUGGAGAUUUCCCAUCAUCCUCUGACCAUGAGGCGGAUGGUGAACCUGGUCAUUGCCAUGGAGCGCAUCAAGAGCAGUGUGGCCCAGUCCUUUCUGAGCCCUGACUUCAGAGACCAGGACUUUCUCAGCAUCAUGCUGGAAAGCUUAGUAGAAGAAAGAUUUGUAUCGGAAUUGUUAGCAGCACAACCUGAACAGAAGUUCACAUUAGUGCCAGAGGUGGGGCCUCAGUGCUACAGUGUGGAAGACAUGCAAAAGAGAGACCUUGUUCUUGUGACAGAGAGCAUGAAGCUCCAUGCAGUCAUGCUGCAGGCAGGCAGUAGCAGCUACAAAGUUAACCUGAACAUGUUGAGAUAUCGACCACCUGUUCCAAGUACUGAGCAACCAGUGGCCUUGGGCAUCAGAGGCACGCAGUACUAUCUGUCCUGUUACAUGGAUGGAGAGGAGGCCAGCCUGCACGUGGAGACUGUGUCAAACACUGACCUACUUUCAAGCAUCAGCGAAAACAGUGACAUGGCACGUUUCAUUUUCUACAAGCACGUAACUGGUCAGAACGUGACCACGCUGCGCUCUGCACGUUUCCCUGAGUGGUACAUCAGCACCAAGGAGGAGGACAAUGAGGCUGUCUACAUGUGUAAGGAGGCCUCCAGCAGCAGCACCUUCACCAUCCAGCCAGUUAGUUAG
Knipowitschia caucasica is the source of this 798-nucleotide messenger RNA. NCBI's taxonomy places the organism in Eukaryota, Metazoa, Chordata, Actinopteri, Gobiiformes, Gobiidae. The record is from the annotation of a GenBank genome assembly.